CCCUGCACACCCACUGGGUGGAGAAGGGGGCCAGCCGGCUGCAGGAAUUCAGCCUUAGGCUGGGGGCUGUCACCAAGGAGGAAUUUCCCCUCGUUUAAACAGGCUGGGGACCCCUCCACCCCACCCCUUCCACUGUGCUUCUUAAAGGGAUCACACCGUUUUUUCCUUUGACUCCGGGGAAGCCAGACUUGGGACGCUGUAUGGAGACUUUGAAUCUUUCCCUCCUGCUUCCUUCCCAACUGGCAGCCUUCCUCUGGCUGGUUGAGUGGGGGCCUCCUGGGCAUGGCACUGACCAGCCGACCCAGUGCUGACUUGGCUCCCGGGCUCAUUCAGCCUCUGGGGGCAUCUUGCUUUCUCCCUCCCGGGGCACAGUGGUGAGUCAGGGGCGCCCAGCCCUGAGUGUGCGUGGAGUGUUGCUGGCAGCCCCCAUCGCCCUCUCUCCCCCAAGCUGGAGGACGGUGAGGCUGUCAGGGGCUACGAUGAGAUGAGUGGGGGCCGCUUUGACUUUGAUGAUGGCGGGGCAUACUGCGGGGGCUGGGAAGGGGGGAAGGCCCACGGACAUGGGCUGUGCACGGGCCCGAAGGGCCAGGGUGAGUACUCCGGCUCCUGGAACUUUGGCUUCGAAGUGGCGGGCGUCUACACCUGGCCCAGUGGGAACACCUUCGAGGGAUACUGGAGCCAGGGCAAACGGCAUGGGCUGGGCAUAGAGACCAAGGGACGCUGGCUCUACAAGGGCGAGUGGACGCACGGCUUCAAGGGACGCUACGGAACCCGGCAGAGCAGCAGCAGCGGUGCCAAGUAUGAGGGCACCUGGAACAAUGGCCUGCAGGACGGCUAUGGCACCGAGACCUAUGCAGAUGGAGGGACCUACCAGGGCCAGUUCACCAACGGCAUGCGCCACGGCUACGGCGUGCGCCAGAGCGUGCCCUACGGGAUGGCCGUGGUGGUGCGCUCGCCGCUGCGCACGUCGCUCUCGUCCCUGCGCAGCGAGCACAGCAACGGCGCGGCGGCCCCGGACUCGCCCGGCUCCCCGGCCCCCGACGGCCCCACUUCGCCCGCGGCCGCCAUCCCGCGCGGCGGCUUCGCGCUCAGCCUGCUGGCCAACGCCGAGGCGGCGCGGGCGCCCAAGGGCGGCGGCCUCUUCCCGCGCGGCGCGCUGCUGGGCCGCCUGCGGCGCGCCGAGUCCCGCACGUCGCUGGGCAGCCAGCGCAGCCGCGUCAGCUUCCUCAGGAGCGAGCUCAGCUCGGGCGCCAGCGACGCCGCGUCCACCGCCAGCCUGGGCGAGGGCGCCGAGGGCGCGGAGGGCGCCGAGGGCGCGGAGGGCGCCGACGAGGCCGCGCCCUUCGAGGCCGACAUCGACGCCACCACCACCGAGACCUACAUGGGCGAGUGGAAGAGCGACAAGCGCUCGGGCUUCGGCGUGAGCGAGCGCUCCAGCGGCCUCCGCUACGAGGGCGAGUGGCUGGACAACCUGCGCCACGGCUACGGCUGCACCACGCUGCCCGACGGCCGCCGCGAGGAGGGCAAGUACCGCCACAACGUGCUGGUCAAGGGCGCCAAGCGCCGCGUGCUGCCGCUGCGGAGCGGCAAGGUCCGCCAGAAGGUGGAGCACAGCGUGGAGGGCGCCCAGCGCGCCGCCGCCAUCGCGCGCCAGAAGGCCGAGAUCGCCGCCUCCAGGACGAGCCACGCCAAGGCCAAAGCUGAGGCAGCAGAACAGGCCGCCCUCGCUGCCAACCAGGAGUCCAACAUUGCUCGCACUUUGGCCAGGGAGCUGGCUCCAGACUUCUACCAGCCAGGACCGGAGUAUCAGAAGCGCCGGCUGCUGCAGGAGAUCCUGGAGAACUCCGAGAGCCUGCUCGAGCCCCCGGAGCGGGGCCCAGGGCCCGCGGGUGCCCCGCCGCCCGCCCGCGAGAGCCCGCAGCUGCACGAGCACGAGCCCCCCGCGCCCGAGGGCGGCCCCCCGUCGCCGGCAGGGACGCCCCCGCAGCCCAAGCGGCCCCGCCCGGGGGCGGCCAGGGAGCGCCCCGCGAGCCCGCGCGCCUGGAACGGGGAGCCGGCCGCCGAGCGCAUGGCCAUCGAGGCGCUGCAGCCGCCGCCCGCGCCGCCGCCCGAGCCCGAGGUCGCGCUGUACCGGGGCUACCACAGCUACGCCGUGCGCACCGCCCCGCCCGCGCCGCCGCCCUUCGAGGACGAGCCCGAGCCCGCGCCCGCGCCCGCGCCCGAGCCCCGGGCCGCGGGGCCCGACUCCGCGCCGCCGUCGCCGGCCGCCGCCCCCGAGCUCGCGCCCGAGCCCCCCGCCAAGCUGGAGCCCAAGCCCAUCGUGCCCAAAGCCGAGCCCAGGGCCAAGGCCCGCAAGACUGAGGCCCGGGGGCUGACCAAGGCGGGGGCCAAGAGGAGGGCUCGGAAGGAGGCGGCCUCCGCGGAGGCCGAGGCCGAGGUGGAGGAGGUCCCCAACACCGUCCUUAUCUGCAUGGUGAUCCUGCUUAACAUCGGCCUGGCCAUCCUCUUCGUUCACCUCCUGACCUGACCCUUGUCUACCAGAGCCAGGAGUUCCUGCUGAGGAUGUGAGGACCCAUCUUCCAGCAUUACCAGUCCAGGUGGCCAAGGAGGACUGAACUCUAGACCUGGAGCCCUGGGGUCCAGCUCACAUCCACACCACAUCCGUUUAAGGAGGCCUCCCGUGGCACCUGCCCUGGGUGGCAGUGGUGCCCAGAGCAAUAGAAUGUGCUGAGGGUCCUCCGGGAGCUCUGUGCCCUGUGGCAGGGAAGCCUCGAAGGAAGCGCUCUGGUCUCUUGAGCGCUCCUGUCCCUCAUCCUCAUCUAUUCCCUCGCCUUGCUGCUAGGGUCCCCCUUCCCUGAGCUUUUGUGUGUUUUGGGAGAAGUCACUAGACCAGGAUCAUCAGACUAACUCCCAGCCCCUUUCCUUCCACCCCUGCCCUGCUUUAUUUUAAUCGUCUGGGUGCCGAGGGAGUGACGGAUCCCCAUGGCCGGUGAGCAAGGGAGCCACCCUCAGUGUGGAGGCCCUGCCUUUCAUGGGCUCCAUGCAGCACACAUGCUGUCCCUUGCUGACAGAUGUUCAGGACGCCAAUAGAGGAAAUGGACAUGCUCAGUUUGAACACCCCCGACACGGUGCUCCGGUCUCCGCCCCCUUGUCCAGUUAGCCCUCUUCUGGGCCAAGAGAAGGGGGGGACACUCAGGCACUAGAACCUGUGGCUGAGAAGCCACUGACCAGGUGGCCAGGGUGGGAGCGGGAAGAAGGGCUAAGUGGCAUUCAGGAUGGCCCCUGUGAUCGAGUGCGCCGGAGCCUGAGGCUGCCAUUGCGUCUGGGGCUGCCGGUGUGCCCGGGGUGCCAAAGGGCCACCCUGCUGGAGUCCUGGGGCUGCCAGCAUAGAGUUAGCCCGCUGCCCACGCCGGGGCCCACCGUGGCCCGAGGGAGCAGGAGCGUGGAAGCCCAGGCGGAUUUCCCUGGGGUAGACUCUCAGGCAGGUGCUCAAGACAAGCUGUUUGUGAACCAGCAUUUCGCAGAGAGAGAAGAGCAAGUCUGGAGGCCCCCGUGGGUGCAGUCUGUUGGACAAUAAGCCCCUCGGCUCGCUUGGCAGAAGAUGGUGUUUGCAUGUAGCUCAUUACAGAUGUUUUGUACCACACUGGGUCUCCGGUCCCUUGUGCUUGCCGGGGCGGGGUGGAGGCCGAGGGCUCCGGGCCCCUGCGCCCCGGGGGGACAGAGGGAAAGGGCUUCUUGGCCCUUCCAAACCCAGGGAAGGUUGUGGCCAUGGCAUCCAAGCGGAGCCACAGGGAUGUGGGAUGUGGACCUUGGGGGCUUUGGCGGUGUGGUCUAGCCUCCCCAGCGCAGCUCUGCAAGCUGGAGUCUGCUUCUGAUGAGACUGGCCGUGCCUUUCCCGCGCGGUGCUUGGGAGCCGUCCUCCAGCUCACACGUGGGGCCUCACGGCGAGGUUGGCAUCUCGGACUGCGUUUCUUAGAGAGGAGCCUGCCGUUCUCCCGUCCCCUGCCAGCCCGUGGCUCUGCAUCCGUGUCUGGGCUUUUCUGGACUCUGAGGGAAUCCACUGCUCAGGGCCGGUGGGUCCCGGGCCUUGGCUCUGAGAGCCUUGUCCACACUUGGGGCUGGCCCAGUGCUGGGGAUAAGCCUCUGGGUAGCAGAGCUCCCGGGCCUAGGGUUAGGGCUGGUGUUUGGGGUGAGGGUUCAGGGUGCUGCAGUCUGUACAAUAAUAAACCUGCAUCUGCUCGCGGGC
This is a messenger RNA of Nyctereutes procyonoides (raccoon dog), 4246 nucleotides long. RefSeq names its product junctophilin 2 (gene JPH2). Gene Ontology annotation, cellular component: junctional membrane complex; sarcoplasmic reticulum; plasma membrane. The record is from RefSeq and is a predicted model, not a curated record. The transcript is spliced from 6 exons. The coding region runs from base 485 to 2527 and encodes 680 amino acids. NCBI's taxonomy places the organism in Eukaryota, Metazoa, Chordata, Mammalia, Carnivora, Canidae.